GCACAGGCUUGUUAUUCUGACCCUAGGAACCCUCAGGACAGACAUGUCUACUGCAAAGGAAAGAAAACAUGCUAAGAAAAUGAGAAACCAGCCCACCAACGUCACUCUGUCCUCUGGCUUUGUGGCACAGAGAGGUGUAAAGCACCAUAAUGGAGGGGGCAGACCUUUCCAAGCUCAGCAACAAGAGUCUCAUUCUGGAAGUUCAAGACAGCGACAAACUAAGAUGACCCCCCAUUUGCUUCCUGAGCCUGAUAUGAAUGAGCAGUCUUCCUCUAAAGUUAUGUUUAAGAAAAAGGGAGGCUGGAAAGCAAGUCUGGAGGGCACCUCUCAGGAAAUUCCCAAGUAUAUAACCGCUUCCACUUUUGCUCAAGCGCGGGCUGCUGAAAUCAGUGCUAUGGUAAAAGCUGUGACCCAGAAGUCUUCUAACUCCCUGGUGUUCCAGACUCUACCGCGGCACAUGCGGCGGAGAGCUAUGAGCCACAAUGUCAAACGUCUUCCUAGACGGCUACGGGAGAUGGCCCAGAAGGAGGCAGAGAAGGCUGUACAUCAGAAAAAAGAACACUCAAAAAACAAAAGUCAUAAAGCUCGAAGAUGUCACCUAAACCGGACACUGGAGUUUAACCGUAGACAAAAGAAGAACAGAUGGCUAGAAACUCAUAUCUGGCAUGCCAAGCGCUUUCACAUGGUGAAGAAAUGGGGCUACUGCCUGGGAGAGAGGCCGACAGUGAAGAGCCACCGGGCCUGCUACCGAGCCAUGACAAACCUUUGCCUCCUUCAGGAUUUAUCCUACUACUGUUGUCUGGAGUUGAAGGGCAAAGAGGAAGAAAUACUGAAGGCACUUUCUCAGAUGUGUAGCAUAGAUACAGGAUUGACAUUUGCUGCAGUUCACUGCUUGUCUGGAAGGCGCCAAGGGAGCCUCAUGCUUUACCGUGCAAAUAAAUACCCUGGAGGAAUGCUCGGGCCUGUUACAUUUAUUUGGAAUUCUGUGAGGGUCCCUGGUGAUCUGUGUGAGAGCAGGCAGCUCUGGAUCUGGCUUCAUCCAACUCUUAAACAGGAUAUAUUAGAGGAGAUAAAAACAGUGUGCCUGUGUUCAGAACCCAUCCAAUCAAAUAUCUGCAUCCCUGACCCACUUCUAACACCAUCCCUCGAGAAAAGCCAAUCUGAACUGGCUGAUAAGAAAAGUGGCAAGAAAAGAAAAAGGAAAGAUGAUGAAGAAAAUUUGAAAUCAAUUAAAAAAAUUAUUGGUGAUGGAACUAGAGAUCCCUGCCAACCAUGUUCUUGGAUCUCUCCAGCCACUGGCAUCAUAAUCAGUGAUUUGACGAUGGAGAUGAACAGAUUCCGGCUGAUUGGUCCCCUUUCUCACUCCAUCCUAACUGAGGCUCUCAAAGCUGCUUCUGUACACACUGAGGAAGAGGACACAGGGAAGACACCCCACAGCUGGUGGGUAGACACCUGUAAGAACCCUGAUAGCGUUUCCCUUCAUCGAAGACAAGAAGCUGUGUUUGAAUUAUUAGGAGGGGUAACAUCACCAGCAGAAAUUCCUGCAGGUACUAUUCUGGGCCUGACGGUGGGGGAUCCUCGAAUAAACUUGCCUCAAAAGUGGUCCAAAGCUUUGUCCAAUCCAGAAAAAUGCCAAGAUAAUGAGAAGGUUAGACAGCUGCUUCUGGAGGGUGUGCCUGUGGAAUGUGCCCAUAGCUUUAUCUGGAACCAGGAUAUCUGUAAGAGUGCCACAGAGAAUAAAAUCUCCGAUCAGGAUUUAAACCGGAUGAGAAGUGAGUUGCUGGUACCUGGGUCACAGCUUGUUUUAGGUCCCCAUGAAUCCAAGAUCCCUAUACUUUUGAUUCAUCAGCCAGGAAAAGUGACGGGUGAAGACUGGCUGGGCUGGGGAAGCGGCUGGGAUAUCCUGCUUCCGAAGGGCUGGGGCAUGGCUUUCUGGAUUCCAUUCAUCUAUCGAGGUGCCAGAGUUGGAGGGCUGAAAGAGGCCAUGGUGCAUUCACAGUAUAAAAGUUUGCCUAACAUCCCAGGAGAUUUUCCAGACUGCCCUGCUGGCGUUCUGCAUGCUGAAGAGCAAGCUAAGAGUUUUCUUGAAAAAUACAAAAGACGCCCUCCUGCCAAACGUGCCAACUAUGUUAAGCUUGGCACACUGGCACCUUUCCACUGUCCCUGGGAACAGUUGACUCAGGACUGGGAGUCCAAAGUCCAGGCCCGAGACACAUCUCCUGUAGCUCUCAGUAGAGAGGCGGGUGAUGCAAGAAGACUCGGGGAGCCGCACGCUGCCACGCCUGAGCAAGCUCCGCAGAUCUCAGAUGAAGCAGGCUCAUCCACACGUGACCCCAGCGAGCCAGAGACCAUGGACACUGAGUGUCAGGACCAGGGAGUGGGGGAAAAGGUUCCAGACCAGAGUCCUGGCGAGAACCAGACUGCUGCCAUCAAUAGUCAACUCUGUGUGCUUAGGAGUAGAAAAUUACUGAAGCAACUGUCAGCUUGGUGUGGGCCCAGCUCUGCGAACAGCCGGGCAGCCCAGUGGGCUCCUGGCAGAAGCCAGCGAGAACUGAGUAGAGAGGCUUGCCUGUCUGUCCUGGACCUCUUCCCCAGGGCCCUGGUAUGGGUCCACCUGUCCCUCCUCCAGAAAGGCAGCCCAGAGCCACACACCAUGAUCUGUGUCCCAGCCGAGGAAGACUUGCUUCAGCUCAGGCAGGAUCGCCACUACUGUGGGCCCCAGGAGCCCAGACACAACGAUCCAUUCAAGAGGAAGAUUGUAAAGCAAAAGGAGAAGAAGAAAAUAGUGAGGAGGCAGGACGGAGGACUCGCUCCUGCCGAGGUUGUGGAGGCCCCUGUGCAGGAGGCUCUGACGUUGGGCUUGUGGUCAGGCCCCCUCCCAGGUGUGAUUUCACACUGUUCCAGGGUCCUCCUUGGCUUCGUCACUCAGGGAGAUUUUUCCAUGGCUGUUGGCCAUGGAGAAGCCCUGGGCUUUGUGAGCGUGACAGGCUUGCUAGACAUGCUGUGCAGCCAGCCACCAGCCACAAGGGGCCUGGUGCUGCUCAGGCCGCCUGGCUCUCUGCAGUACCGAUUUGCAAGAAUUACCAUCGAGGUGUGACUGGUUCACUGCUUGUGAACACUGAUCAGUUGAUCGAUUGAUGGAUGGUAGCUCUGUUUGCCAAGUCACAGUGGGAGAGUCUGCCUUCCCUUCAAUUUCAAAAUAUCAUGUGUCAUUCCUUAGAAAUAAGAAUAAAAAAGCACACUUUAUGCAAAUAAUGAAAUGUUUAUACUGUUUCAAUCAUCUCAUUUGUUUCCAUCUUUCCUUGUCCUUGUAGCACCGUAAAAUUGUUUGGCAGGUAUAGCCAGAUGCUUUUAUGAUCUCUUGGUUUUGCUGAACAGUAUCAGAGACUCUAUCAUUUAUUGUCCCUCUCCCUUUUUCUGUUUUAGUUAGGAAUGAAGAGCUGUGGGGUCUCUUUGAAAAGCCUUAUACUCGUGAUAAAUUGCAGUAGCUGUUUAAUGACUUGAUUGUUACUGAAGAGGAAAUGGAACUACUUAGGUCUUUUAUGGGUCGCGCUUAAUUGUGUGCAGAAAUCAGCAAAUGAACAUCCUUAUGCCUUAAGGAAAGAAGA
Messenger RNA from Dipodomys spectabilis (banner-tailed kangaroo rat), 3608 nucleotides. It is a transcript of the gene Pop1, whose product is annotated as POP1 homolog, ribonuclease P/MRP subunit. Gene Ontology annotation, cellular component: ribonuclease MRP complex; nucleolar ribonuclease P complex. The record is from RefSeq and is a predicted model, not a curated record. NCBI's taxonomy places the organism in Eukaryota, Metazoa, Chordata, Mammalia, Rodentia, Heteromyidae. The coding region runs from base 44 to 3097 and encodes 1017 amino acids. Gene Ontology annotation, biological process: tRNA 5'-leader removal. The transcript has 16 exons.